Molecule: messenger RNA, 2691 nt
Organism: Ixodes scapularis (black-legged tick)
Lineage: Eukaryota; Metazoa; Arthropoda; Arachnida; Ixodida; Ixodidae
Exons: 2
Coding region: 1-2667 (888 amino acids)
Biological process (GO): DNA replication, removal of RNA primer
Molecular function (GO): RNA-DNA hybrid ribonuclease activity; nucleic acid binding
Source: RefSeq, a predicted model, not a curated record
AUGACACUACCAUGUUACAACUUCUACACGAACCCUACCAUCGAGACGGCCCCUAGAUAUCGAGAGAAGAGCCCUGUAACUAAGAGGGGCUGGGCAGCCGUUGGUAUCCUACGGCAUAUACCGCAAGCCCAACUGGAUACGACAGCCCUCUGCUCAACUGACAGAGAAGUUGUCGCCGCGAGAAUCAGGCGUGGACGAGCCAAAAUCACCGUGGCCUCUGUUUACCUUAGACCAGGAACCAAAGCGGUAGACGGGGAGAUGAUGCAGUGGAUCAAAGGGCUGAUCAAACUAGCCGAAGGGGAUCCCAUUAUUGUAGCCGGGGAUUUCAAUUCACCACACAGGUUUUGGGGAUAUACGACCAACACGAGGAGGGGCAAAGAUAUCCUUGAAGCCAUGAAUACAGUGGGCCUGGAGCUGCCCAACGCACCCGGCGUCAGGACUAGGUUAGCCAAGCAGUGGAGGCAAAAGGACUCUACCCCGGACCUCUCUUGGGCCUCGAGAUGUCUCGACCUUGAAUGGACGCCAUGGAGAGAUACCCUCGGCAGCGAUCACUUCCCCCUGGAAAUGAAGCUCAGACAUGCCCAAGGGACAGGCUAUAAGGAGAAGAGACCGGUAGUAAAGUGGGACCGUUUCAGGGAGCUUCUUGAAGCGGAAGACGACCAAGACGUGGAGAUGAGCAUACGCAAGGCACUCCGAGAAGCCAAGACGGAGAUAUUGGUGAAGCCCGAUGCUCCCACCCCUGACAACCACCUACUCAAUCUCUGGGCUAGCCGGCUACGAGCGCUCCAGAGAUACGGUAAAAAGAAAACACUACGGAACAAAAUCAAGCUAAACCAUGCGACGGCGAAGGCCAACAGGUACACGAAGGAACUAGGACGCACAAGAUGGAGAACUCACUGCGAGUCUUUCAACCAGCGCACCGGGCUUGGAAAGGCAUGGCGAACUUACCGGGGCCUCGACGGAAGAAAGCGUAGGACAAGAAAUGAGGCACAGAACAUCGCCCUUAAGCUAAACAUAAGCGAGGAGGAGUUGGCAAUCAAGGCCGGUGAGCAGGAAUGGACGAUGCAACGCGGCAUAGAACAAGUCCUGGAGUAUCUCAAGGAGUUCGGAAUGGAAGCGUCCCCUGAGAAGACGCAAUACAUGGUAGUAGCCAGGCCCCGAGACCAUCGGAAAGGAAUCGCCAACUCGAUACGACUUGAGAUAAACGGGCAAGAGAUUGGCAGAAAACAACAUAUCAAAAUCCUUGGAGUCACCUUCGAGGAAACGGCGAGAAGUUCGAAAUGGCUCCCAGAUAUAGAGAAAAACUGGGUUCAGGGCUUGAAGCUCAUUAGAAAAACAACCAACAAGUCAUGGGGCGCCGACGAGAAGGCUCUUCGCAUCCUGGCGGAAGCCCUACUCACGUCGAGAGCUCUAUAUAGCUGCAACUGGCUAAAUCUCACCCGCGGGCAGUGGAAAAAGCUAGAAAGAUUGAAUCACCGAUCCAUGAGGUUGAUCACAGGUCUUCCCAACUUCACGCCACUAGAAGAUCUGCGCCAAGAAGCUCAGAUGAGCCGUAUUGAGGACAGAGCCGACGCACAAAACAUCGCUCAAUUUCAACGACUGGAGCGGACCAGGCAAGGUCGUCGACUUCUAGAGGAUUUGGGGUACGACAUAAGGAACAAACCCCCACCUGAAGAGCCCCUUCCACCGUGGCAAGAUGAGCCAAUCACAGACCAUCGGCCACUCCCUAAAGCCCUAAACGGAGGGAAGAGGGCAAGGGCUGCUAGACUACAUGCAGCUUGGUGCGAGGAACAUGGAAGGGGCGACGAGAUGCGCUAUACCGACGCAGCACGGACCGAGGGAGCCUCAGCAGCAGCAUGGCACGACCCAAGAAGGAACAAGGGGUGGGCCGAAACGCUACCGGAGGGCACAUCCGUCAAAGAAGCCGAGCUCAGGGCGAUUCUUGCGGCGAUCGAAGACAUCCUGAGCAUCUCAGUAACGGCCAGUAAAGCCAGAAUUUUUACGGAUUCUCAGGAGGCGAUCAUCGCGACCAGAUGCAGCAGGGCCAAAGGCCGCACGACUAAAAAGAUAAAAAAGAUGGCGACGGAGCUUCGAGAAAGGGGCACCGAGUUGUACAUAACGUGGCUUCCUGGACACAGUGGAAUAGCCGGGAACGAGAGGGCACACAGGGCCGCAGUGGAGGCAGCACAUUAUAGCUCCACGCUUGGCCCGACCUCUCCAUCCGGCAGGCACGAGACGGUAGAUCCGGAGGAGCAGGCCGAACUCGACAGGCAGGCGAGGAAGGCCUACCUCAGGGGUCUCCUACCGCCACAAGAAGACGAGAUACCAGCAGGCUACAGCCGAUGGGCUGCCGUCCGGGUCCGUCGCAUCAGGACCAAGACGGCGUGCACUCCAGCGAAACUGGCGAGCUUUGGCUUGCUGGAACCAGAAGAAGCAAAGUGCAAGACCUGCACGGGGAACAACAUGGCGACACUCCAACACCUUCUUUGGAACUGCAAGGGUCUAGAUAGACACAGACAAGAAGCCCUCAAGGUUCUCCGUGAGGAAGACCGACCGAGGACGCUAGACGAAUGGGCCCGACCCAGAGGCUCGCCACAACACCGCAAAGCGCUCCUCGACUCCCUGAUGGAUUACAUCAGAAAAUCAGGGACACAUAACCUCAUAUAACCUCACCUAUUCAUCAUCAUACUC